GCAGCGGAAAGUAGUUGAGAGAGCGGCCAAAUCGUCUUCAACCUUCACGGUUCGCGCCCCGUUUUGUGGUUGCACGCAAGAGGCAGGGGAGCGCCUAGGUAAGAGGCCGUCCUCCCCGCAGCCUCCGGCAAGCUGGCGUUACCCUUCCAGACCCGUCCUCCUCUAGCAACAAAGGAGGCGUCCCGGCUGGGGGCCGAGGAGGCGCCGCCUCGGCAGUCAAGCUUGCCCCUCCAAAGCGGAGCUCGCCUGUGAGCAAGAGGAGCGGUGGGGGGAGAGGCGUUUCCUCCUCUUGCCACAGGCUCAAAAAGUGCGAGGAGAGCGACGGAAGGAAUGUGCGCCGCGUAAAAACGCACCCCGCGAAUUCACGCCAGCCUCGCCUUGCCCACCCCGCUUUGGGACUUUGGAGCGAGUUGCGUGGGCUGGUUUGGGGUCUGCUCUCAACUCUGGUCGCGGUUUGGCGUUGGACUGUUGAGGAAAGCUUCGCCUGGAACGGUGCACGACAGGGACCCGGCCGGGACGUGACUGGCUGGCGGGCAAGGAGGUUUCCAGCAGACAUCUAUUUCAAAGCAGUUUAGCCUGUGAGAGCUGGGUGAAAGAUUUUUAAUAAUUCUGAAGAGAAAUACCAAAACUGUAAACAAAAAAAUGGCCAAGGUUUUGGAUAUAGAUGAAGGACCUGAAGGAGAACACAAUGAGUUCAGCAACAUCAUUAAAUCCAGAUCCGAUGAGCACAACGAUGUACAAAAGAAAACCUUCACAAAGUGGAUAAAUUCUCGUUUUGCUAAGUGUGGAAAGCCACCAAUAAAGGACAUGUUUACAGAUCUCCGAGAUGGGAGGAAGCUCUUGGACCUCUUGGAAGGUCUCACUGGUGGUCCGCUGCUCAAAGAACGUGGAUCCACAAGAGUCCAUGCCCUAAAUAAUGUCAACAAAGUGCUUCAGAUUUUACAUCAGAACAAUGUGGAGCUGGUGAACAUAGGAGGAACUGAUAUUGUUGAUGGAAAUCACAAACUGACUCUUGGCUUACUGUGGAGCAUAAUUUUGCACUGGCAGGUCAAAGACGUUAUGAAAGAUAUAAUGUCAGACCUACAGCAAACAAACAGUGAAAAAAUCUUGUUAAGUUGGGUGCGACAGUCUACUAGGCCUUACAGCCAGGUCAAUGUUUUGAAUUUUACCACAAGCUGGACAGAUGGGCUUGCCUUCAAUGCUGUGAUCCACAGACACAGGCCUGAGCUGUUUGGCUGGGAUAAAGUAACUAAAAUGUCCCCUAUUGGAAGAUUAGAACAUGCCUUCAACAUAGCUAAAAAUUACCUGGGGAUAGAAAAAUUACUAGAUCCUGAAGAUGUUGCUGUACAACUUCCUGACAAGAAAUCUAUUAUCAUGUAUUUGACAUCUUUGUUUGAGGUUCUUCCUCAGCAAGUUACCAUGGAAGACAUUCGAGAAGUUGAGACUCUUCCAAGGAAAUACAAAAAGGAAUGUGAAGAAGCGGACUCACAGAGUGUAGUAUCUGAUGAUAACCAUGGAGACUCAAGAGCAGAAACACCUAGUACAGUGACAGAAGUGGACCUGGACCUGGACAGUUACCAAGUAGCUCUGGAAGAUGUUCUUACCUGGUUGCUGUCUGCUGAAGACACUUUCCAGGAGCAGGAAGACAUAUCUAAUGAUGUUGAAGAAGUCAAGGAGCAGUUUGCUAUGCAUGAAGGUUUUAUGAUGGAGUUGACUGCACACCAGAGCAGUGUGGGUAGCGUUCUGCAGGCUGGUAAUCAGUUGAUAGCCCAGGGCAAUCUAUCAGAAGAGGAGGAAAGUGAAAUUCAAGAGCAAAUGACUUUACUCAACUCUCGAUGGGAGGCUCUGAGAGUCGAAAGUAUGGAUCGUCAAUCUCGCCUCCAUGAUGUGUUGAUGGAACUACAGAAAAAACAACUGCAGCAGCUGUCUGAUUGGUUGACUGUUACAGAAGAACGCAUUCAAAAGAUGGAAUCUCAACCCUUAGUUGACAAUUUGGAGUCCUUUCAACAGCAGAUGAAUGAGCAUAAAAGUCUACAAAAUGAUCUUGAAGCAGAGCAAGUUAAAGUAAACUCAUUGACCCACAUGGUGGUCAUUGUAGAUGAAAACAGUGGUGAGAGUGCCACAGCUAUACUGGAGGAGCAACUGCAGAAACUUGGUGAACGCUGGACAGCAGUUUGCCGUUGGACUGAGGAACGUUGGCUCAAACUCCAAGAGAUUAAUAUCUUGUGGCAGGGACUCUUGGAAGAACAGUGUUUGUUAAAAGCCUGGUUAGUUGAAAAAGAAGAGGCUUUAAACAAAGUACAAACAAGCAACUUCAAAGAUCAAAAUGAGCUUGGAGUGAAUGUUCGAAAGCUGGCAAUUUUGAAAGAAGAUUUGGGAAUGAAGCGUCAGAUGUUAGAUCAGCUGAGUGAGGUGGCCCAGGAUGUGACACAGCUACUCAACAAUGAGAAAGUAUCAACAAAAAUUGACAGUGAUCUGGAAGAACUAACACAGAGUUGGGACAGUUUAGUUCAGAAACUUGAGGAUUGUUCUGAUCAGGUUUCUCAACUGGUUGGAAAUGUUGGCAUGGUACAAAUUUCACAAAAAAUCAUCACAGAGACAGUUACUGUCAAAGAGCAAAAAACAGUUAAGCAAUCAAAACAGGAACAGUUUCUGCCUCUUCCUCCUCCAAAGAAAAGACAAGUCACCAUAGACACAGAGGAUAAGAAAAAGUUUGAUUCUGAAAUUGCUGAACUGUUGAGCUGGAUUUCAAAAUCAAAAACUGCUAUUCAGGCCAUAGAGAUCAAAGAAUAUGAGAAGAUGAGAGAGACUUCAGACAUGAAAGAGAAGUUGAAGACCAUCGAAAAAGAGAUGGCUGGAAAAAAGAAAAUGUUAGAUGAACUAAGCCAGAUAGGACAAAAUCUUCUGGAACAAAUGGGAAAAGAAGGGCUUCCUACACAGGAUGUAUCAAAUUCCCUAGAUAAGCUAUUGUUAGAAUGGAAAAAGACAUCUGGACACCUGAAAGAAAUAACAAGAAAGGUGAAUUACCAAGAUGAAAUAAACAUGUAUUUUAAGGAAUUGGGUGAACUUGAUAAGACUGUGUCUGAAAAAGAAUUGUGGCUGAAAGACCAAUCUGCUCCAUCAUCCCCAAAGCAACCUAUAACAACUCUAAAGGAGUCAUGCCAGAGGGAGCUCACUCACUUACUAAGUCUGCGUCCUCAAAUAGAACACCUGAAAACUAGGGUUAAGGCCCUGACAGCUCACCCUGCGGUUCCAAAUUUUAUUGAAGAUGGCCUCAACUCUUUGACUGAUCGCUUCCUAGCUGCCCAACAGAAACUAGAGGAAUGGCACCAACAUUGGAAAAAAGCUGAAUUGGAAAGCCAGCCUUCCAAAGAUUAUUUAGAUACUUUAAAGAAACUGAAGGAUGAACUGAAUGAAUUGGAAGGCAAAGAGCAAUCCAUCAUGAACACUGUGAAUGAUUUCAGUAAAGUGGAGAGAGCCUUGCAAAUGACAAAAGCAGUUUGUGAGACUCUAGAAAAUCAGAAAAAUGUCAUAGAUAGACUUACUGCAGACACACAGGUUUUGGAGAAAUGUAUUUCUGCUGAUAAAUCAAAGAUCUACAAGCAAGAAUUAAAAUGUUUGCAGGGAUUCAGGGACAAGUUGAAAUUGAAGGUGUCUAAAGAUGUUCACUUGCUUGAAGAAAUUACUUCCAAAUUGAGAGUAUUUGAGACUGAUUCAAAACUUGUUCAAAAGUGGUUGGAUAGUGUAAAAGACUUCUUAAUGAAAGACCAAACCAUCCAAAGGGAUCCUGAAGGACUUCAAAGGCAGCUUGAUCAUUGCAUGCUGCUUGUUACUGAAAUGGAAAAGACUGAGCUUUCUCUAACAGAAAUGAAAGAAAUAGAGUCCACUUUAAGAAGUCAGCCUGUAAACUCCUUGGUGAAGUCUAAGCUGACAGAUAUCCAAACACAGUGGGAGAAAUUGAGUAAACAGAUCAUUAGUCAGAAAAACCAAUUAUUUGAGAGUCAGGAAAAAGCUGUAAACCUUAAGAAGGAUUUGGCAGAGAUGCAAGAAUGGAUGGCUCAAGCUGAAGAGGAAUAUUUGGAGAGAGAUUUUGAAUACAAGACUCCAGAUGAGCUUGAAAAUGCAGUGGAGGAGAUGAAAAGAGCAAAAGAGGAUGUGAUGCAGAAAGAAGUGCGGGUGAAAAUUCUGAAAGACAACAUCAAGAUGUUAGCUGCUAAACUGCCAUCUGGUGGUCAAGACUUAACAAGUGAACUUAACCUUGUAUUGGAGAAUUACCAACUCCUCUGCAACAGGAUUCGUGGGAAAUGUCACACUUUGGAGGAAGUAUGGUCAUGUUGGAUCGAGCUACUCCACUAUCUGGACUUAGAAACAGCCUGGUUGAAUACUUUGGAAGAUAGGAUGAAAAGCACUGAAAACUUACCAGACAGAGCAGAUGCUGUCAAUGAGGCUCUAGAGUCACUGGAAUCUGUCCUGCGCCACCCUGCUGAUAAUCGAACUCAAAUUCGGGAACUUGGUCAAACAUUGAUUGAUGGAGGGAUUCUCGAUGAAAUCAUCAGUGAAAAAUUGGAAGCUUUUAAUGCCCGUUAUGAAGAACUGAGCCACAUGGCAGUGAGCAGGCAGAUUUCUUUGGAACAGCAGCUUCAGAUGAUGCGGGAAACAGAAUGCAAGUUGCAAGACUUACAAGAAAGCUUAAAGGAUCUGGAUAGGCAGCUAACUUCAUACUUGACCGACAGAAUAGAUGCCUUCCAAAUACCUCAGGAGGCUCAGAAAAUUCAAGCUGAGAUUGCUGCUCAUGAAUCUAUCUUGGAAGAACUGAAAAGGAAUGUGCGGUCUCUGAUGCCAGCCUCCCCUGAAAGUAGAUCUGCUUGUGGAGGGUCUCUUCUGGAUACCUUGCAGAGGAAACUCCGGGAAGUGUCCACAAAGUAUCAACUUUUCCAGAAACCAGCCAAUUUUGAGCAACGAAUGCUGGAUUGUAAACGGGUUUUGGACAGCGUAAAAGCUGAGCUCUAUGUCUUGGAUGUGAAGGACAUUGACCCAGAUAUAAUUCAGAACCACUUUGAUAAGUGCAUGAAACUCUAUAAGACCCUCAGUGAAGUAAAGCUUGAAAUAGAGACUGUGAUUAAAACAGGAAGGCAAAUUGUACAGAAGCAGCAAACUGACAACCCGAAAAGCAUGGAUGAACAAUUAACAGCACUGAAAUUUCUUUAUAAUGAUUUAGGUGCACAGGUUACAGAAGGAAAACAAGAUCUGGAACAGGCAUUGCAGCUGUCGCGAAAACUCAAGGAACAGUCUUUUUCCUUGUCAAAAUGGCUAGAGGCUACUGAAGCUGAGUUAGUACACAAGUCCACCUCUCAGAGUCUGCUUGCUGACUUGGACACUGAAAUUGCAUGGGCUAAAAAUGUUCUACGAGAGUUGGAAAGAAGGAAAGCUGAUCUAAACAGCAUAACAGAGAGCAGUGCCAUACUUCAGACCCUGGUAGAAGGUAGUGAGAUGACUUUGGAGGAAAAGCUCUGUAUUAUUAAUGCUGGCUGGAGUAGAGUCCGGACCUGGACAGAUGACUGGUGCAACACACUAUUGAAUCACCAAAGUCAAUUGGAAAUUUUUGAUGAAAAUGUUGCCCACAUAAGCACUUGGCUGUACCAAGCUGAAGCCCUGCUGGAUGAAAUUGAGAAAAAGCCAGCCAGCAAGAAAGAUGAGACAGUGAAGCGUCUAAUAUCAGAACUGGAUGAUGUUAGUCUCAGAGUGGAUAAUGUACGUGACCAAGCCGUUAUCCUUAUGAAUGGACGUGGCAUGUCAUGCUGUGAACUUGUAGAACCUAAGCUGGCUGAAUUGAAUAGGAACUUUGAAAAGGUAUCACAGCAUAUCACAAGUGCUAAGAUGCUGUUCAGUCGGGAAGUUCCUAAAGUGCAAAUGAAGCAAGAGCCCCAUGAAAUUCUAGUUGAUUCCACAGUUCUGGAUAAAUUUGAGUGUGAGCUACAGGAGAUGCUGAAUGUUGUAGAAAAGCACAUGGAAUCAAAUGAUGAAGAUGAAAAGUUGGAUGAAGAAAGGGCCCAAGUUGAAGAGGUUUUACAAAGAGGUGAGCAGUUACUACAACAACUUGUGGAAGACAGCAGGAGGGAAAAAAUUCGUUUGCAGCUCCAGUUUCUGCAAACGAGGCACAUCAGCAACAAGGAACUGAGGUCCUUGCAAAGGAGGAAGGUAGUGGAUAGCUCUCCUUCAUCCAUGCAAUAUAAGACUGACCAAGACAGUGUUUUGAAUUGGCUUAAUGAGACAAAUGGACAAUUGUCAGGACUACAGGAAGCAGAAGAAGAGCAGAAACUACAGACGACUCACCAGAGGAUUCAAGGUCCGUAUUCAUCGAUAAUCAGAACAUCACCAUUUCCUGCAGAAUACCUGGUUGAAAUAAACAAAAUUUUGCUGGCUGUGGCUGAUGCUGAGCUCUUGUUGCAUGCCCCAGAACUUCAUGCUGGAAUCUAUGAAGAUUUUUCUACCCAAGAAGAUUCUUUGAAGAAUGUAAAAGACAUGUUGGACAAACUUGGGGAUCAGAUUGCAUUUAUUCAUGAAAAGCAACCAGAUGUUAUAUUAGAGGCAUCUGGUCCUGAAGCUCUUCAAAUAGGGGAUUCACUAACCCAACUGAAUGCAGAAUGGGACAGGAUUAACAGGAUGUAUAAUGAUCGCAAAAGUUGCUUCGAUAAGUCUGUGGAAGAGUGGAGACAGUUCCAUUGUGAUCUCAAUGAUCUCUCACAGUGGUUAACAGAAGCUGAAGGAUUGCUGGCUGAGGCCCAAACUCCAGAUGAUAGCCUGGAUGUAGAGACAGCAAGAAUGCACCAGCAGGAACUUGAAGAGGGAGUCAGCAGCCACAAUACCAGCUUUUUGACGUUAAACACAACAGGGGAAGGAAUCAUACAGAAACUUUCCACUUCUGAUGGAAGCUUCCUGAAAGAGAAACUAGCAGGAUUAAGUAAACGCUGGGAAGCAGUCGCUGCUGAGGUCAUGGAAAGACAGCAGAGACUGAAAAGAGACAAUCAACAAUUGAUAGACUAUACAAGAAAGCUAGAAGAAUUUAGUUGCUGGAUAGAAAAUAUUGAAAAUGCUCAAGGAGAAAAACUUACAAUCAGCCAGGAGGAAAACCUGCAGCAGUUAAUGAGUUUGAUUGAGGAGAUGGACAUGCAAGGAGAAAAACUUCAGUGGCUAAACAGAAACGAACAAGAGGUCCUUUUGAAUCCGAACAUUGGUUCUGAAGAAAGAGAGCGCAUUUCUGAUAGACUGAAGACCAUGAAUAUUAAGUGGAAUAAGGUGUUCAGAGAAGCACCCAACAGAGUGAGAGAACUAGCGGCAUAUGUUCAUAAGCCUUAUCUUGUGCCACAGACAAAGACUCCUGGUUACCCUCUUCUCCAAAAGAUGGUGCUAGUGUCUUCUGCCUCUGAAAGUGUUAGUCAAACACAGCAGGAAACCUCUGCACCUGCUAAUCUGGAUAAAACUACAACAGAACUGGCUGACUGGCUGGCAUUGAUUGACCAGAUGCUCAAGUCAAACAUAGUUACUGUGGGAAAUGCUGAAGAAAUCAAGCGGACCAUUGCACGCAUGAAAAUAACCAAAGAAGAUUUAGAACAGCGCCAUCCUCAGCUGGAUUCUGUUUUUACAUUGGCUCAAAAUUUGAAAAACAAAACCUCAAGUUCUGACAUUAGGACAGCAAUUACAGAAAAAUUGGAGAAAGUUAAGACGCAGUGGGACAGUACUCAACAUGGAGUGGAAGUACGCCAGCAGCAGUUAAGAUGCAUGCUUUCUGACAGCAUGAAGUGGGAUGACCAGAAGCAAGAAAUGGAGAAGCUGAUUGGAAAGUAUGAGAUUUAUCUGCAUGCCCUUUUACAGUCCCCUAAAGAGAUGCUUAUCAAACAGAUUUCUGAAAACAAAAAGUUAAUACUAGAGCUACAUAAAGGAGACACCAAUAUGAGCUCAUUCAACGAUCUGUCCUAUAAGCUCCUUCAGGACUACAGUGAUGAUGACACGAGAAAGAUUAAAGAAAUCAUGGAUCACUUGAAUACUUCAUGGAUUAAUCUUCAACAAAGAGCUGGGAAUAGGCAGAAUGCCUUGGACACUGAACUGAAGCAAGUGCAAGCCUUGCUAAAAGAUCUAGAGAGUUUUCUCAAGUGGAUGCAAGAAGCUGAAACUACAAUUAAUGUCCUUGCAGAUGCAUCACAACAGGAAAAUGCUGUCCAGGACAGUGUUUCUAGAAGGGAAUUAAAAAAACAGAUGGAGGACAUCCAGGCUGAAAUUGAUGCUCACAAUGAUAUCUUCAAGAGCAUUGAUGGAAAUAGACAGAAGAUGGUAAAAGCCUUGGGAAACUCUGAAGAGGCUGCACUGCUACAGCACCGGAUAGAUGACAUGAACCAGCGCUGGAAUGAUCUGAAAGCAAAGUCUGCCAGCAUUAGGGCUCAUUUGGAGGCAAGCACAGAAAAGUGGAAUAAAUUGCUGACAUCACUGGAAGAGCUUAUCAAAUGGCUGAAUCUGAAAGAUGAAGAACUUAAAAAGCAAAUGCCUAUUGGUGGGGAUAUACCAGCUUUACAGCAACAGUAUGACUACUGUAAGGGACUAAGGCAUGAAUUGAAGGAUAAAGAGCAAGCCAUUCUAAAUGCUGUAGACCAAGCACGCGUAUUCCUUGCUGAUCAACCAAUUGAAGGCCCUGAAGAACCAAGAAAAAACUUACUUUCAAAGCCAGAACUGACUCCUGAAGAAAAAGCUCUGAAGAUUGCCAAAGCUAUGCGUAAGCAGUCUGUGGAAGUGAAAGAGAAAUGGGAAAGUCUGAAUACCUGUGCCAAUAGCUGGCAGAAACAAGUAGAGAAAGCACUAGAGAAGCUGAAAGACUUGCGGUACUCUAUGGAUGACCUAGAUGCUGACUUGAGAGAGGCAGAGAAUGUGAAGAAUGGCUUGAAACCUGUUGGAGAGAUACUGAAUGACUCAUUGCAGGACCACAUUGAUAAAACAACAGCUUUUAGGGAAGAAAUUGCACCAAUCAACUUGAAAGUUAAAGCAGUAAAUGAUUUAUCUAUUCAACUCUCUCCACUUGACCUUCAUCCAUCAUUAAAGAUAACACGGCAGCUAGAUGACCUCAAUAUGCGCUGGAAACUUUUACAGAUAACUGUAGAGGAUCGCCUCAAACAACUACAGGAAGCACACUGGGAUUGUGGUCCUUCAUCUCAAAAUUUUCUUUCUGCCUCCGUCCAGCCACCAUGGCAGAGAUCAGUUUCACAUAAUAAAGUUCCUUACUACAUCAAUCACCAGACUCAAACAACCUGCUGGGAUCACCCAAAAAUGACCGAACUCUUCCAGUCACUAGCUGAUUUAAACAAUGUACGUUUCUCUGCUUACCGUACAGCCAUCAAAAUCCGGAGACUACAAAAAGCAUUGUGUUUGGACCUGUUGGACUUAAAUGCAACAAAUGAAGCUUUCAUACAGCACAAGUUGUACCAAAAUGACCAGCUACUCAGUGUUCAGGAUGUGGUUAGCUGUCUCACUACAAUUUACAGUGGGAUGGAAGAGAAGCACAAAGAACUGGUGAAUGUUCCACUCUGUGUCGAUAUGUGUCUCAAUUGGCUUCUGAAUGUUUAUGAUACUGGUCGUACUGGAAAAAUCAGAGUGCAGUCCCUAAAAAUUGGCUUGAUGUCUCUUUCUAAGGGCCUUCUAGAAGAGAAGUACAGAUAUCUUUUUAAGGAAGUGGCAGGACCUACAGAAAUGUGUGACCAGAGGCAGCUUGGCUUAUUGCUUCAUGAUGCUAUCCAAAUCCCGCGACAGCUUGGUGAAGUAGCAGCUUUUGGAGGCAGUAAUAUUGAACCCAGUGUCCGCAGCUGCUUUCAGCAGAACAACAACAAACCAGAAAUCAGUGUAAAACAAUUCAUAGACUGGAUGCAUCUGGAACCUCAGUCAAUGGUGUGGUUACCUGUCCUGCACAGAGUGGCAGCUGCAGAAACAGCAAAACAUCAGGCCAAGUGCAACAUUUGCAAGGAAUGCCCAAUUGUUGGCUUUAGGUAUCGGAGCCUGAAACAUUUUAACUAUGAUGUCUGUCAGAGCUGUUUCUUCUCUGGUCGUACAGCAAAAGGUCAUAAAUUACAUUACCCAAUGGUGGAGUAUUGUAUACCAACAACAUCAGGAGAAGAUGUACGAGAUUUCACCAAGGUGCUAAAAAACAAGUUUCGAUCAAAGAAGUAUUUCACUAAACACCCUCGGCUUGGCUACCUGCCAGUGCAAACAGUCCUCGAAGGUGACAAUUUAGAAACACCAAUUACACUUAUUAGUAUGUGGCCAGAGCAAUAUGACCCUUCCCAAUCUCCCCAACUGUUUCAUGAUGACACCCACUCUAGGAUCGAACAAUAUGCCAACAGGCUAGCCCAGAUGGAACGAACCAAUGGUUCCUUUCUUACAGAUGGUAGCUCCACCACAGGAAGUGUGGAAGAUGAGCAUGCCCUUAUCCAGCAAUACUGUCAAACUCUGGGAGGAGAGUCACCUGUGAGUCAGCCACAAAGUCCGGCACAGAUUUUAAAGUCAGUAGAGAAGGAAGAACGAGGAGAACUUGAACGUAUCAUUGCUGACCUUGAGGAUGAGCAAAGGAUGCUUCAAGUGGAAUAUGAACAGUUAAAGGAGCAGCAUCUUCAACGGGGAAUCAGUGUGUUGAGCUCACCCCCAGACUCUGCUGUGUCACCCCAGCACACAUCUGAAGAUGCUGAGCUCAUUGCAGAGGCCAAACUCUUACGGCAACACAAAGGUCGUCUAGAGGCUAGAAUGCAGAUUUUGGAAGAUCACAAUAAGCAACUGGAAUCUCAGCUCCAUCGACUGCGACAGCUGCUUGAGCAGCCUGAGACAGAUUCCAGAAUUAAUGGAGGCUCUUCUUGUGCUUCACCUCAGCAUUCUGCACUCAGCUAUUCACCUGAUCAGGAUACCAGUUCACAGUUUAAUCAGUCAGGUGUAGAUGACUUGUUAGCCCCACCUCAUGAUACUAGCACAGAUCUAACUGAUGUUAUGGAACAAAUCAACAGCACAUUUCCAUCUUGCCGCACAAAUCUUGCUGGCAGACCACAGGCAAUGUGAAGUUUUCAGUUUGAAGACAGCUUAUUCUUCCUGAUGUCAAAUACAGCCCUCUUUCUACAAAUGCCAAUAUAAAGUUCUGGUAAUCAGGCGGCUGCAUGGGACAUUGUAACAUACUGUUUAGCUCUGUGUGUUUUUACUUCAAAUAGGAAAACACUUGAACUAUCCAAAGAUGAGAAUGUUGUGGGUUUUUAAUGUGUGUGUCCCCCCCCCUUCUUCCCUCUCUAUGCAACUGUAAAUUAACAAACAGUGGAGUAUUUGGAAAUAGUUAUAUGUAUGUCAUUGAUUUAUAUAAUAUACAGCAUCAGGAAUGGGGGUGGGGGUUUAUAUCCAUUCUUUUUGAUAUUGCUACAGUGAAUUGCAUACACAGUUUGGAGCAAAGUAUUACAUUUAUACAUUCCUUUCAGCUUUUUGCAUUUACAGUUUUGAGUACCUUCUCUUCUGACACACAUCUGUCCUGCACCUGCAAUUUAUACUUAGUCUAAUAGUAUUCAUUUCAAAAUGUGAAAAAAUAUCAAUUUCUCAUAACCAUGCUAUUAGUAUUUGACAAAAAAAUCAUGUAUGGCCAUCAAUGAGUACAUGUUCCAGCUAACAACAUAUUCAGCUACAAUAACCUAAACAUUAACACUAAAAUGGAUGCUAAUGAAUUCUUUUUCCUAUUGAAUGUGGGGGAAUCUCCCCUCAAAAAAACUUUUCUUUGGCUUAUAAUGUGAGUUAAGAUUCAUUUGGGUUUUAUUUAAUAUAACCAUCAUGUGUUUAUGUGCUCUUGGCUAUCUGCACAGGAAAGACUGUGGGCUAAUUUUGUGCCAAAUGUUGUCAAGCCUUUUGUUAAGACAUCAAAUGCAAAGGCCCAGAUUUGCAAUUAUUUGAUUCUGCUUUUAGAAAUAUGUAUAAAAUGAGGAGCUUAGUCUGUUGUAUUGCUAAAAGUUUUGUCCUGACAUCACAAAGGUUAUCUGGAAAAUUUUAUCCAGUAUCAUCUCGUGUGCCUUUUUAAAUGGCUUCCUUAACAUACAUAUUUAAAAGCAGGGAAGUUAUAUGGAAGGUUAGCCACAGUCCAUGAAAAGAUAGUGGACACUGUUCCUUCACCAAUGAGUUUAUAGAUUUGUGUGGGCAUUUGCUGUCAUCAUAAAAUGCAUACUUGCAUUUGUGUAAUAUGUAUCUUUUAAGUACCUAAGUAGUACUAGAAAAAUUCUUCUUUGAUUUUAUUAAUUUUUAUGCCCAAAGGUGAAGUGUCUUAGUGGAGUGUCCCACAUCGAUAAUGAAAUCAAUGUAGGAACUGGGAUCCUAGUACGAUUCUUAGAACUCCUGAUGCUAAUGUUACCACUCAGUUUUGUCAUCUCUGAAGUGGAGCUGGUAGCAGCUACCUCUCGGAGUUGUUAAGAGACUCAAAUUACAUAAUGUAUGUAUAAUGCUCUGAUGGUUCAAAAUGCUAUAUAAAUGAUAAGUAUUAUUUUUUGCAGGGGAGGGAGGUUUGCCAAAAGUAGGGGAGAAAAAGGAGGAUAAUAUGUGGAUUUUUCAUCUAGAAAUAAAUAUAUUUUGGUAUAGAUAUUUUGAGAAGGAUAAAAAGUUUUGCAGAAAAGGAAAGCCAUGACCACUUUUCUACCUCAGACACAUUUUUUAUUUAGCAUUGGAAACAGCUCAAUGUUUUUUGCAAGGUGUUUUCUUUUACCAGGUUACAUUGAAGCAAAAAUCAAAACAAGAUUCAGUCCCUUUUAGAAAUACUGAAUAGAAAAGGUCUCAGUAAUAGGCAUGGUGGGGUUUUUAUUAUGACUGAAAGGUUACAUAGUAAUUGUUCUCCGCCUGUGUUUGUAUGCAAAUUCUGUCCUCUUCUCUUCUGUCAUGUAAAAACUACUUAAAGCAUUACAUUGUAAUAUUAGUCCUCUGAGACGCUGAUAAAUAAAAGGAAUAUGUUGCAGUAACAUCUCAAAAGUUGAGGGUUGGGUUUUUUUUAUGGAGUUUUGAGGCAUCAAACUAUUGCAUUUCCCUUUUCUAAUCUCGUUACAUGGUCUGACUUUCACUCUGAAUAAAAUUAACUUUUAAGCAGUGGCUGUUUUGAUAUUCUUCAUCUUAGGAGUAAACAACAUUUAAAAGCUCGUUCCCUGUGUGAGAGCAUUUCAGGCUUCAAGGAGCCUUUAUGAAAAUAAAAUAUAUUGCAGAAAAAUAUAGCUCAGUAAAUCAAAGCAUAUUUUUCUGCCAUUUUCCAUCUUCGCUAAUCUACAUUGCCAGCAAUCAAUCUUGGCUUGUGGCAGAUUUUAAAUGUAAGCCACCAAUUGGUGAACUUGGUUUAAGUAUGCUAUUAAUAAUGAAAAUAUGAAUCCCUUGUUCAAUGGCAGAGCUGGAACAUGAUCUUUAAAUUCCACCAGCUUGCACUCAGCAGGUCCUUCAUUUCUUAAUAAAAUGUUCUUUCUUCUGGCAGGAAAUACAAAUACAGUUUAUAGCCAAUAAGAUUUUAUAACUUGACAUUAAACAUACCUAACUUUGCCUUAAUCAGUUCUCAGCUGUGUAGCAUUGACUUACAAGUAUGCAUGUUUUUAAUGUAUAUAUGCUAAAACUGGGUACAUUCACCAAGGAAAUGCUGCCCAGUGCAUUCAUUCUGGGGAAAACAAGGUCCCUGUGUGGAAAAUGUCACAGUGGCAUUAACGGUAUGGACAUUCCUGCAUUAACUGCUCAUCUUGUAAUAGGAAUAAUGUAACUUUUGACAUGGAGAGUCAUUGAUGAUCAUGCUGGCUACUUCCAUAAUUCCAUAAAAGGUGAUAUUCUUAUGGUACCAUCAGCACUGAAUGAA
Molecule: messenger RNA, 13864 nt
Organism: Eublepharis macularius
Lineage: Eukaryota; Metazoa; Chordata; Lepidosauria; Squamata; Eublepharidae
Gene: UTRN
Product: utrophin
Exons: 76
Coding region: 643-11082 (3479 amino acids)
Biological process (GO): synaptic signaling
Cellular component (GO): plasma membrane
Molecular function (GO): zinc ion binding; protein binding
Source: RefSeq, a predicted model, not a curated record